Messenger RNA from Henningerozyma blattae CBS 6284, 1581 nucleotides. RefSeq lists its product as uncharacterized. Gene Ontology annotation, biological process: endocytosis; peptidyl-serine phosphorylation; signal transduction. The transcript has a single exon. Gene Ontology annotation, cellular component: nucleus; cytoplasm. Gene Ontology annotation, molecular function: protein serine/threonine kinase activity; ATP binding. The coding region runs from base 1 to 1581 and encodes 526 amino acids. The record is from RefSeq and is a predicted model, not a curated record. NCBI's taxonomy places the organism in Eukaryota, Fungi, Ascomycota, Saccharomycetes, Saccharomycetales, Saccharomycetaceae.
AUGGAUUUAAGAGUAGGUAGAAAGUUUCGUAUCGGUAGAAAGAUUGGUUCAGGUUCAUUUGGUGAUAUCUAUCAUGGUACAAAUUUAGUUUCUGGUGAAGAAGUAGCAAUCAAAUUAGAGUCUAUAAGAUCAAGACAUCCUCAAUUGGAUUAUGAAUCACGAGUGUAUAAAUAUUUGACCGGUGGUGUGGGGAUUCCUUUUAUUAGGUGGUUUGGCCGUGAAGGUGAAUAUAACGCCAUGGUUAUGGAUUUAUUAGGUCCUUCUUUGGAAGAUCUUUUCAACUAUUGUCAUCGUCAAUUUAGUUUCAAAACAGUUAUCAUGCUGGCUUUACAAAUGAUUUGCCGUGUUCAAUACAUCCACGGUAGAUCUUUUAUCCAUAGAGAUAUUAAACCAGACAAUUUCUUAAUGGGUGUUGGCAGACGUGGUAGCACAGUUCAUGUGAUCGAUCUAGGUCUAUCCAAGAAAUAUAGAGAUUUCAAUACUCAUAGACACAUUCCUUAUCGUGAAAAUAAAUCCUUGACUGGGACUGCUCGUUAUGCUUCAGUCAACACUCAUUUAGGAAUUGAACAAUCUCGUAGAGAUGAUUUGGAAUCUCUAGGGUACGUUUUGAUUUAUUUCUGUAAAGGGUCUUUACCAUGGCAAGGUUUGAAAGCCACCACGAAAAAGCAAAAAUAUGAUCGUAUUUUGGAAAAAAAAUUAUGUAUUAGCGUCGAAGUCUUAUGUGCUGGUUUGCCAGAAGAAUUCUCACAAUAUAUGAAUUAUUGUAAAAAUUUAAAAUUCGAUGAAAGACCAGAUUAUUUGUUUUUGGCAAGAUUAUUUAAAGAUUUGUCAAUUAAAUUGGAAUACCACAAUGAUCAUUUGUUUGAUUGGACUAUGCUAAGAUAUACUAAGGCCAUGGUUGAAAAAUCAGUUCCACAAUUGACACAAACAAACAGCAAUAAUGCAAAUAGUAAUAAUAUUAAGGAUAAUAAUGCAACGAAUCUAAAUGAUAAUUCAAAUAAUAAUAACAAUAAUGAUAACAUUAAUAAUAAUAAUAAUAAUAAUAAUAAUAAUAAUACUGCCACCGCCACUGCCACUAAUAAUAAUAAUGGAAGUGAUAAUAAACAAGAAGAAAAAGAACAGUUUAAAAAUAUUAAAUUAUUAGCCAUGAAAAAGUUUGCCACUCAUUUCCAUUAUUGUAAGAUUGAUGCCGUUAAUGCUGGUGACAAACAUUAUCCAAUCCCUGAAGAAAUUAAACAACAAACUCAAGAAAAUUUAACUGCUGCAGAUUUCUUACCACCUGAAUUAUUGAUACUAAUAGAGAAAAAUAUGGAUAAUUUAAAACAAAACGCUCAACAAAAUAACAACAAUGAUAACAAUAACAACAACAAUAAUAAUAACCCAACAAGAAUACUUCAGCAAGCAUCACCUCAACAUCCGCAACAUGUACAACAAGGGGGUGUUACUCAAUAUCCUCCACAAAAUACUGCUUCUCCUGCACCGGCUGCUACUAAUACUAAUAACAAUGGUACCACUCAAUAUGCUCCACAACUGACUGAUCGUCGUGAUACAAGACCAUCCGGUCAAGAUAUUUGGCUAUAA